Penicillium bovifimosum is the source of this 1053-nucleotide messenger RNA. It is a transcript of the gene fbp1, whose product is annotated as fructose 1,6-bisphosphate 1-phosphatase. Gene Ontology annotation, molecular function: fructose 1,6-bisphosphate 1-phosphatase activity. NCBI's taxonomy places the organism in Eukaryota, Fungi, Ascomycota, Eurotiomycetes, Eurotiales, Aspergillaceae. The record is from RefSeq and is a predicted model, not a curated record. The transcript has a single exon. Gene Ontology annotation, cellular component: cytosol; cytoplasm. Gene Ontology annotation, biological process: sucrose biosynthetic process; gluconeogenesis; fructose 6-phosphate metabolic process. Bases 1 to 1053 code for a protein of 350 amino acids.
AUGACUGCACCAGCCCCCGCCGGAGCCGAGAACAUUAACACCGAUAUUGUCACACUCUCCCGUUUCUUGACGGAAGAACAGGUGAAACACCCCGAAGCCUCGGGAGAUUUCACUCUCUUGUGCCAUGCCCUUCAAUUCUCCUUCAAGUCAAUUGCCUACUACAUCCGUCGUGCCUCUCUUAUCAACCUGACUGGAUUGGCCGGUUCCUCAAACACAACCGGCGACGACCAGAAGAAGCUAGACGUGAUCGGCAAUGACAUCUUCAUCUCCGCCAUGCGCGGCUCCGGAAAGUGCCGCAUCGUCGUCUCAGAAGAAGAAGAAGAGGUGAUCAAGUUCGAUGAGCACCCCAACGCCCGCUACGCCGUCGUCUGCGACCCCAUCGACGGUUCCUCCAACCUCGACGCCGGUGUCUCAGUCGGCACCAUCUUCGGCAUCUUCCAGCUCCCCGACGAAAUCCUCGGCCCCAACAAGACCGUCGGCCCCGAACACCUCCUCCACCCCGGUACCAGCCUCGUCGCCUCCGGCUUCACCAUGUACGGUGCCUCAGCGCAGCUGGUCAUCACCAUGCGCGGCGGCGGCGUCAACGGCUUCACUCUCGAGAACUCCCUCGGCGAGUUCAUCCUCACCCACCCCAACAUGCAGAUGCCUGCCAAGCGCUCCAUCUACUCCGUCAACGAGGGUAACAGCAUGUACUGGGACGAGUGGUGCAAUGCCUACUUCCACAGCCUCAAGUUCCCCCCUGAUGGAGGCAAGCCUUACAGCGCCCGUUACAUUGGUUCCAUGGUUGCUGAUGCUUACCGUACGCUGCUGUACGGCGGUGUUUUCGCCUACCCGGCUGACUCCAAGAGUCCCAAGGGUAAGCUGCGUAUUCUGUACGAGUGUGCUCCCAUGGCUAUGCUGUUCGAGAACGCAGGCGGUCUCGCAGUCAACUCCCGUAUGGAGCGGUUGAUGGAGGUUGUGCCUGAGCACAUUCACGAUAAGAGUGGUGUCUUCCUUGGCUCCAAGGAUGAGGUCCAGAAGAUCAUUGACAUGUACAACAAGUACAAGAAAUGA